Messenger RNA from Dinoponera quadriceps, 6241 nucleotides. It is a transcript of the gene Snrk, whose product is annotated as serine/threonine-protein kinase par-1. The record is from RefSeq and is a predicted model, not a curated record. Gene Ontology annotation, biological process: microtubule cytoskeleton organization; intracellular signal transduction; protein phosphorylation. Bases 2134 to 5382 code for a protein of 1082 amino acids. Lineage: Eukaryota; Metazoa; Arthropoda; Insecta; Hymenoptera; Formicidae. Gene Ontology annotation, molecular function: ATP binding; protein serine/threonine kinase activity; tau-protein kinase activity. The transcript is spliced from 9 exons. Gene Ontology annotation, cellular component: cytoplasm.
CGUCGACGCGCCUGAACCCGGAGCCGAUCCGUCAGUGACGGAUCCGGGUCCGCUCCGUGUGAGCUCGAAGCUACGCUCACCGGCUUCUCUCCCCCCGUUCCGUCUUCGCGACUGUGAUCGCGAGAGACGAUUCUACGAAUUCGCGCGAAGUUCGCCGGUAACCAGCCUCACCUCGCUGCGAAGCGCCGAUCAUCGUCGCAUCCCUUGGACGUUUUUCAACGGACAGCUCAUCGUACGAAACAUUCAUCGCGGAAUUUCUAUAGUCUGAUUGCAUCGGACGCAUUCGCGACAUUCUCACCGUGUAUUAUAUCACAUUUACGACAUCACGCGGGAAUCCGUCGAAUGCCAUUAAGUGGAAGCUGACCGACCGAGGGCGCCACCGACUCCUCCGCGGAGGCAUCUUACAGAACUGCAACGCGGGUCGCGGACGGGCUACGUCAAUACACUCGACGCGCACUUCCCACGCACCGUGGCGGCUUCUUGCUCACCUCUCACCUGGGACACCUGUCCAUCUCACCUAUCUGUUUAAAACACGCAGCGAAUGCGGAAACGCGUCAGGUUCACGGGAAUCGCGGAUCUCGGGGGGAUUCGCCGUGCACUAACGUCCUCUCGGUGAGUGUCAGCGCAACAGGAAGCUGGAAACCGAGACGGGGAGUCCGGAUGGUAACGGGGACGGUGUGCAGGUCGCUUUCAUCUAUCUCGUGGAAUCGAAAGCUACGUGGAGCAUCGUCCAUUCGCUCCAUUCGUUCGUGCGAUCGUCGUUCCACGCGACAUUCUGCUACAAGCGGGACGAAUAUCGUCGCGGCAUCGCGCGCGCCCGCCCGAGGGACUUCGUAUUUCGCGCCACCGCGCCGCGAGGUAACGCGACUCACCGCUAGAUAGCGGCGGCGUCGAGCGAGCCGGCUGGCGUUCGGAGCGCGUCCCCGAGUGCGUCGACUGCGCCGAGUACGUCUCCUCAGCUUUCUCGUGUGUCACCGUGUCGCGGCGAGUGCUCGCCCGUCGUCUCCACGGGCGCUCGCGCCGUCGUACGCCUUCGGCACGGAAUCCGGACGAAGCGAGUGUUGAGAGUGUCGCACGCGACGACGAGUCGUCGCGGCGUGUGCGAUACGUGCGCGCGUUUACGCCCGUAAAAGCGGUUACGCGAUCGAGGAAGCGUGUGUGAGAGAGAGAGAAAGAGAGAGAGAGAAUAACGGAGAACGGAAAAACGGUCAACGUAGAAGUACGUACACUCUCUCGCUGUUGGGUGCGCGCGCGCGCUCUCGCUCGCUCGGCGGUUGUACGUGCGAACGUGCGUGGAAGUGAGCGAGAGAGGCGGCGGCGGGCCGAGGGAGAGGAGAGGAAAAGUGGGAAGUGUGUCGCGCGCGCGGACGCACCGUCGUCAUCGGCUCGGAGGAAGGUGCCCGGAAGUCGCUUUCUGCUCGCGCGAGUGUAUCUCUCUGAGGAAGAUAGGUGGACACGGAUAGAAAGAGAGAGGGCAAUCGCGCGGGUGGGCGAGGUAUCCCGAUAGAGAAGAAGAAAGAGAGGGAGAGAGAGAGAGAGAAAGAGAUACGACGAAGAGGAGGAAGCAUCGGGUCAAGAAGAAAGAGGUGAUCCAUCAACUCGGGUGCGCGAGUUUCGUAUCCGUGAGACGAGAAACGAGAGCAAACGGUGUGUCUCGUAAGGUGAGGGGGAGGGAGGGAGAGAGACAACGAGGAGGAUUGCGUCGCGAACGAGGAAUGUGAGAAGCCGCCGAGCGGUGCCGUGUAAACACGCAUUUCGACGCGAGGAGAAGCCGAGGCAGCCCACCAGCGUCGCAGCGUUCGAUGUCGUUGGCUCCUUCUCCGUUCCUGUCAUCAGCUUCGUCAUCAUCAUCAUCGUCAUUGUCAUCAAACAUCGACGGUGCUCGCCAGUGAAACGGCAGAAGCAGCUCCUCUACCUCCUCUUAGCCCUCCCAGUCGUAGCUCGGCGACAGCUCGCGAGGUUGCUGUGACAUCGAUCAUCAGCACCGGCACCGCCGACACGCGUAUGUGAAUCCGCAUCACAAAUGACAGUGCAUCGGACUGUGGGUGGACAAGCAGCGAGGUGUUGGCUGAAGUCGUCGUCGUCGUUGUUGUCUUCGUCGUCGUCGGUUUAGCGGACAAAGAGCGGCACGAGAUGCAUCGAAGGGUGGGAUACAAGAACUAUGAUGGCAAGAUCGCCGGGCUCUACGACCUGGAAGAGACCCUCGGCCGCGGUCACUUCGCCGUGGUGAAGCUGGCGCGGCACGUCUUCACCGGAGAGAAGGUGGCAGUGAAGGUCAUCGAGAAGAGCAAACUCGAUGAAGUCUCGAGGGCGCAUCUCUUCCAGGAGGUGCGGUGCAUGAAGCUGGUGCAGCAUCCUAAUGUAGUGCGGCUGUACGAGGUGAUAGACACGCAGACGAAGCUAUACCUAAUUCUAGAACUCGGCGAUGGCGGGGACCUCUACGAUUACAUCAUGCGCCACGAAAGCGGCCUCAGCGAGGAGGUGGCGAGGACUUACUUUCGGCAGAUAGUUCGAGCCAUAUCGUACUGUCAUCGGUUGCACGUGGUGCACCGGGAUCUGAAGCCCGAGAACGUGGUAUUCUUCGAGAAGCUCGGCACGGUGAAGCUCACGGACUUCGGAUUCAGCAAUCGAUUCUGCCCGGGCCAGAAGCUCGAGACGUCGUGCGGCUCGUUAGCUUACUCCGCCCCGGAGAUACUUCUGGGCGAUAGUUACGACGCGCCUGCAGUAGAUGUUUGGUCGUUAGGUGUGAUCCUGUACAUGUUAGUAUGCGGCCAAGCGCCCUUUCAAGAGGCGAACGACAGCGAGACGCUGACGAUGAUCAUGGAUUGCAAGUACUCGAUCCCGGCGCACGUGUCCGAAGACUGUAAGCGGCUGAUCGCGAAGAUGCUCGUGCGGGAACCCGAGGGCAGGGCCUCCCUCGAGGAGAUCGCGGCGGAUCCGUGGUUGGCGAUCGGCUCGGAUUCCGACACCAUGGAGACGUUGCCGCUGGUGUCGCGUCAGCAGGUCUCCGACGACCAUCACAAUCACAUAAUUGCCAAAAUGGUGAAAGGUGAAAUCGCCACCAAGGAGGAGAUUUUGGACGCGCUCGACAAGAAUGAAUACAACCACAUCACCGCGACGUAUUUUCUACUAGCGGAGAGGAAGUUGCGCGCUCAUCGACAAGAGCAGAUGCAGAAGGCUCGGCCGGAAAAUCUAGACGUCUCCCCGAGUCGGCAAGAUGACUUGACGUCGAACUUGCGUACGGAUCAGAACUCUUUGGGCACCGUGAACCAGUCGCUACUGAGCGUACCACGGACGCCCGGUGACGUACCGCAGAACGUACGUACGCGAAAGUGCAGUAUCGUCCAGGAAGAGGAAGACGAGGACGACGUGUCCUCGUGUUCCGGCCGGGACGAGCGCGGCAGUAACUCGGCGUUGAACUCCUUCAACCGCCGCGGCUCUCGUUCCGAGGGCAAGCUCUCGCAUAUCCUGCAGGAGAAGCUAUCGCAGUUGCCGGAGAAGCACAGCGGAAUGAAACCUGCCGUGCCGGUUCAACGGCAUCCGCAGAAGGAGGAGACCGCCGUAAUCUCCGACCGAGGGGAGAGACUGAAGCAGAGCGCGAGAAACGAGAAAGACAACAAGACGUCGUCUCCAGCGCAUCCGAAGAGCAAGAUCAAGACGGGCGAGGUUCUCUUGGAGGAACUGCCCACGCCAUGGAUCACGUCGACGCGCGAAGAGAAUCUGAAGAACCUACUGAGCGACGCGAACACUCAGCCGACCGGGUGGUCCAGGAAGGCCACCACCGGCGCGGAAGUCCGGCCGAAAUUAGCAACGGAGUGUCUGAAGUCGACGAACAAGUGGAAGCCAAGCGCGCAGCAUCAUCGACCCAGCCUGCCACCCACGGAAUUGUCCGCGCCGGCGAACCCCUCGAAACCGUCCGCAGCAGCCACGACGACGACCACUACGAUUCUGCUGGAAUCGUCGACGGUGUCGAUACCCCUCCGGCCGAUCGGCGACAACCAGUUGACGCUGAUACCCAAGUACAAGACCAUGCCGUCGCCCAGCGGCGCGAACUCGCCGCAGCUGACGCUGAACGAGAUCCUGGAGGACGGGGACGGCAUGCAGAUGCAGGCGGGCGAAUGCGGCGGCUCUACGGCGGCGGGCAAGUGCCGCGUGGUCAGGCGGACGACGUACGAGCAGCGUCGCAGCAAGUUCCACAAGACGCGCACGACCUCGUGCUCCAGCUCGGACGCCAGCGACGACGACAGCGAGAGCAGGAAGAAGCGCGCGCACAAGCUCGGCGGCGCGUCCACGGGCAAGUCCCUGCCGCCGAGGCGCGACAGCCACGACGACUCGAGCGACUCGCAGGAUCCCGGCGGGAGCGGCGGCAGGGGCGGCGUCGGCGGCGGCGGCGGUAGCGGCGUGAGCAACGGCGAGCACACCGACGCGCCGACGACGACGACCGAGAGCAGUCGGAGCGACGGCGGCAGCGGCACCAACACGACCACCACGACGACCGGCGGCAGGCACCGGUGCACCGAGAACCAGACGAUGUUCGGCAGGAGGCAUCGCGCGGGUCGAAGGAGAGCCGGCGAGACGCGGCUGCGCGAGAGCCAAUCGCUGAACCGCAUCACCGAGGUCCAAGAGGCCGAGGCGCCCUGUUACAAUCACUGUCACGUGUCGCGUAGCCCGGCGGUCCUCGGCGCGCAGACCAACCUAGCCUCGCCGUCCUCCUCGUCCUCGGUGUCGCAGAGCAGCGCAGCUUCCCACGGCGCGUCAGCCGCCGCUCAGCCGGUCUCUCAGGUGACGACCACGGUGCAGAAGGCGAAGGGUCUGGGGGCGAGGCUGCUGCAGAGCUGGUCGCUCGGUAAGACGCAGCAGCAGCCCUCGAAACACUCGUCGUCCGACGGGAAGAACAGUUGCCAACGGCAACCGGACGACUGCCGGACGACGGCCGACGACCGUCGGCCGGCGGUGUGCAACGACAAGGAGAACCGCAACGCGCCGAUCAACCGGAACGAGUGCAAGAGCAGCAGCCGGAAGAUACGGCUGCUCAGCCGCUACUUCGCCGUGCACAAGAAGCUCUGCGUGCCGUUGCCGGGCAUCUUCGGCAAGGGCCGGCUCUACAAGGCGCGCUCGUGCGGCAGCAUCACCCGCGACCGCGUCAGCCCGCCCUCGCCCAAGUCGAUGCUGCUGUGCCCGCCGGCGGAGGACAAAUGGCGGGAACGCCGGCAAUGGUGCGACGCGAAGCAGCACCGCGGCAGCGACGGCGACAUCAAUCAGAACCUCGGCCUGGCGCACCUCGUGCAGGAGAGCAUCGUCGGCAAAGGCUGCGCCGCCGGCGUGCCGACGGUCUGCCACAUUCACCUCGGGGACGCUUCUAAGUGCUGCAGCCUUUGUUGAUGAAACGCUCAGCCGAGGAAGCGCGCGCGUCAAUGAAUGAGACACGAGAGAGGCACGCGUGAGCGUUGAACGUUAGGUAAGAAGGAGAAUCGUUUCCGGUGCCAGUGAGACGUGGUGAGACGAUGUGUAUACGCCGCCUGCGCGCGUGUAGAGCUUCUUUCCGCGAUGAACCGUUUCGUUCGUUGUCUAUCAUUUCUAACGAAAUAGUAUAUAUCGAGAGGAGAGAGAACGAGCGAGUGAGCGAGAGGAAGAAGGAUGCGUAUUCCUCGCGACCUCGAUGCGCGGUCGAGAGAGAUCUGAUUCUUAUGUUUCUCUUCUUUUUGGAGAAGCCGCGACCGAAAGCGUCUCUCGUUGCUGACGAGAUUAUACUCUUGAGCGCGCGAGGUCGCGUCCGCGUAGAAACAACCAGCCUCCGUGUGCUCCGUGAGCAAUAUAUAGCGUAUAAUGUGCCGAUAAUUAAGGCGUUUCGAAGGAAGAAGACUCCGGUGUCUUGGUUUUCUCUCUCUUUAUUUUUUCGUUCUUUUUUCACCGAUAGCGCCGAGAUCUACGUGGAAUUCGGGACAUGUUGACGCACACACGCGGCAACAGCUAUCGCCCACGAUAUCUUAAUAGAUAUAUGGCUCCGGCCUGCCAUCGAUGUAUUCGACUGAUCACAUCAUAUCCCCGUUGUCAACGAUCGAGCAGACAGGGAUCAAGGCGAGAUUAAGACGGAGGUGGGAAGAAAGAGAGCAAAAGGAGCGCGCGCGUCCGUCGCUCCGAGAGAAGGUGUAUCUAGUCCAUAUGAACAAACCUGUAUUAAAUAUUGCAGAGUUUAUUGAUGAUUAUUAUAUAUUAAUUAUAUAUUAUUAUAUUACCACUA